AGGCUGUAUCGCGUGGUGUUAUCAGAUAAGAUAGACGGUAUCAGCCGAGGAACAGGGAUGAUAAGCGCCUUCCCCGCUCUGAGUUGUUGUUUCUUUCCCCUCCUUCCUACUUCUGCCUCCAACGCAACUUCUUGAUUCUUUUCAACCAGAGCCACUCAAGCAAAACACUUUGGGAAAGCCUACGAAAGAUACGCAGUGCGAGAGCUACCAUGGACUCCGACAUCCAGCAACUUCUCGGUCUCGAGGCUGUCCGCGAUCGCGCCCGUGUUGUCUUGAGCCUAGCCGAGCAAGGAAAGCUCCACCACUACGACUAUCACCCCGACCGCUUGGACGCGACCGUGGACUAUGUUAUCAACAUCAUAACGCGCGACUUCGGCCCCGCCCGAUACGAUCAGAUCCCUCCCCACGGUCGCUGGCAGCACUUCGAAGUCGGCGGGGUGCCUCGACUACAGCAGCUUCUCGAGCGAUGGACUCAAGCUGGAUAUGACGAGAAGGAGAAGGUGCGCAGUCUGUUGGAUCUGUUCUUCGUCUCCGUGCUCCUCGACGCCGGAGCGGGCGAUACCUGGCGGUAUGUCGAACCAGAGACGGGAAAUGUGUAUAACCGCAGUGAAGGGAUCGCGGUCGCUUCGCUGUAUAUGUUCCUCAACGGGGACUUUGCCAAGCAGGGGUCGGAAAGGAAUGAUGUCGUGCAUGGGGAGGCGCUGAAAGGCCUGACGGUGGAUGUAUUGACCCAGGGGUUCCAGGUUGAUGAUCAAAGCAAUCCGCUCGUUGGAGCCGGUGCACGCGUGGAGAUCCUACAAAGACUGGGGCAGUCAAUAACCAGUCUCCCUGAGAUAUUCGGACCGUCCGGUCGCCCUGGCCAGCUUCUCGACCAUCUUCUCUCCUCGGGCGCGGAGAACCUCGAUUACGCCCGACUCUGGGCGGUGCUGCAGCAGACCUUGAUUCCAAUUUGGCCAUCCGACCGAACUCGCGUUCGCGGACACCCGAUCGGCGACGCAUGGCCUCUGCCUGUAUUGUCGGAAUCCUCCCAGAUCACCGCGACAGACCCCGAAACGGCCACCAUCCAGCCUUUCCACAAGCUGACACAGUGGCUGGCUUACUCACUCAAGGUUCCCUUCGAGCGCAUACUGAAAAUCACCUGGAAGAAUGCGGAGCUGGGAACCGGUCUGCCCGAAUAUCGCAAUGGAGGGUUGUUCGUGGACAUGGGGGUUUUGACGCUCAAGCCAGAGGCGAUGGAGCGUGGGCUGCGCACCUCCGGGGCCGCGCUGCCGUGUUUCGCGGUGGGAGAUGGGGAGAUUGUCGAAUGGCGAGCGAUGACGGUUGCUUUGCUAGACGAACUGCACAAGCGGAUUCUGGGGAGUGGGAAAUUGGGAGAUGUUCGAUUGACGCUGCCCCAGAUGUUGGAGGCUGGCUCGUGGAAAGCGGGUCGGGAGCUCGCGGCGGAAAAGCGGCCGGAGACUAAGUCCAGUCCCAUCCUGAACUCUGGGGACGGCACUUUGUUCUAGGUUAUUUUCUGAGAGAUGUAGCUGGGUCAAGAUUCGAUCGGAUGAAAUGCUAGCAGUGACUUGAGCAAUAUUUUGCAGAGUGUCGGAGCCAUGUUUGACGCUCGACCAUACUUAUCCUGGCUAACCGAC
Molecule: messenger RNA, 1634 nt
Organism: Aspergillus aculeatus ATCC 16872
Lineage: Eukaryota; Fungi; Ascomycota; Eurotiomycetes; Eurotiales; Aspergillaceae
Product: URC4/urg3 family protein
Exons: 4
Coding region: 210-1505 (431 amino acids)
Source: RefSeq, a predicted model, not a curated record